GCAAGGCUCCAGUGGGGCAGGCUGCUGAUAAGCCAAGGGUUGGGGUCAGGAGCCGGUUUGGCAGCAUAAUGGCAGGCUUGCGGAUGGACUGUCACUAGAGUUCAGAUAUCAGGGAUGUUUCAAUCAGAACACUACCAUCAAAGGGGCAGAGAAUGACAAGAUAUAAUUCAGGACAUUGUGAGUGCCAUUAAAGAUGUCCGAUAGUGUCGAUAUUGAAGAGAAACCGCCAGCCCCUCCCUUGAGAAUGAACAGCAACAAUCGCGACUCUCCCGCAGCAAACCACAGCUCCAAACCUCUCCCAAUGGCUCCCGAAGAGAAGAACAAGAAAGCCCGCCUUCGCUCCAUCUUCCCUGGGGGAGGAGAUAAAACCAAUAAGAAGAAAGAGAAGGAGCGUCCUGAAAUCUCUCUCCCCUCAGACUUUGAACACACCAUUCACGUGGGCUUCGACGCAGUGACAGGGGAGUUCACUGGAAUCCCAGAGCAGUGGGCCAGGCUGCUCCAGACCUCUAACAUCACCAAACUGGAGCAGAAGAAGAACCCUCAGGCUGUGCUGGACGUGCUCAAGUUCUACGAUUCCAAAGAGACUGUGAAUAACCAGAAGUACAUGAGCUUCACUUCUGGAGACAAAUCUGCACAUGGUUACAUAGCACCCAACACGCUGUUAAUGCCGUCUCGUAGCAGCGGGCAUCUGCUGUCUGAUAGAAGCCGGCUGGAGCUGGAAGCUGAUUGGCUGAUGACUCGACUCCUGUCAUUCGGGGCUCCCGUUACCCUCAGAACCCACUACGCUACACUAUAUGACAAGAGCACAAAGACAGCAUCAGAGCCGCCGCUAGCGCCCCCUGUGUCGGAAGAGGAGGAUGACGAUGAAGAAGAAGAGGACGAUGAUGAUAAUGAACCCCCUCCUGUCAUCGCACCGAGGCCGGAGCACACCAAAUCAAUCUACACCCGCUCUGUCAUUGAGCCUGCAGCUCCCACAGCACCAAUGAAGGAGGCCAGCACCUCACCAGUGUCCUCAAUCCCAGACAACACCACAAGCACGACCAGCACUUUGUACAGACACACUGACAGGCAGAGGAAAAAGUCCAAGAUGACAGACGAGGAGAUACUGGAACGAUUAAGAAGCAUAGUGAGUGUUGGCUACCCCAAAAAGAAAUAUACACGCUUUGAAAAAAUUGGACAAGGGGCAUCAGGAACAGUGUACACAGCAAUUGACAUUGCGACUGGGCAAGAGGUGGCAAUCAAACAGAUGAACCUGCAGCAGCAGCCCAAGAAGGAGUUGAUAAUUAAUGAAAUUCUGGUGAUGAGGGAAAAUAAAAACCCCAAUAUUGUCAACUAUCUGGACAGCUAUCUGGUGGGAGAUGAGCUGUGGGUGGUGAUGGAGUACCUGGCGGGGGGCUCGCUCACAGACGUAGUGACAGAGACCUGCAUGGACGAAGGACAGAUUGCAGCCGUCUGCAGGGAGUGUCUCCAAGCCUUGGAUUUCCUGCACUCCAACCAGGUGAUCCAUCGAGACAUCAAAAGCGACAACAUUCUCCUUGGAAUGGACGGAUCUGUGAAAUUAACUGAUUUUGGGUUCUGUGCCCAGAUCACCCCGGAGCAGAACAAGCGCAGCACCAUGGUGGGCACCCCGUACUGGAUGGCCCCUGAGGUGGUGACCCGGAAAGCGUAUGGUCCCAAAGUGGACAUCUGGUCCCUGGGGAUCAUGGCAAUAGAGAUGGUGGAAGGAGAGCCACCUUAUCUUAACGAAAACCCUCUCAGGGCCUUGUAUCUCAUUGCUACUAAUGGAACCCCAGAGCUGCAGAACCCUGAGAGGCUGUCCGCGGUGUUCCGAGACUUCCUGAACCGCUGUUUGGAAAUGGACGUGGAUAGAAGAGGAGCUGCUAAGGAACUCUUACAGCAUCCCUUCUUGAAGUUAGCUAAGCCCCUCUCCAGCCUGAGUCCUCUCAUCGUAGCUGCAAAGGAAGCUAUAAAAAACAACAGCCGCUGAGGAGCUGGUCUUCAACACAGACUCUCAAAAGAAGACACUGGGCCUCAUAGCAAAACCCUCAUCGACAGUGCUGUGGGAUUGACAGCCAACAGGACAGCACAAGGAAUUAAACAGAGCAUUCGCAAGCUCAGACCCUCUUUUGUUCUUUAAAAACUCUAUCGUGGAGCUUUUCCCAACACUGGGGUUAUCUACACCACCACGUCUGCUGCUGUAGUGUCUUCUGAAAAUGAUUAUUUUCAAGAAAAAAAAAAAACGGUGGAAUUAUCUAUCGUAGUUCUGUCACUCAAACUCGUAUCUGCAGCCUCUUCUUUCCCUUCAUCUCCUGCAGCCUGAACAUGAUGUGGAUUCCUUUGGUUCAUGCUGAUCACCUGGGCAUUUCAAAGAGGUGUUACAAAAGGAUUACUUCACUCCCAAAAGGGGGGAAUUGUACAACUUAAAUUAGCUCGUAGGUCGGUCUAACAUUCGAUUGGGAGGUUGCAAAUAUUUGCUGAUCAUAUACAAUUUCAAGGUGCCAAUAUGGCCGAAUUAGUCACUCAAAUUUAUUUUUCAAACAACAGUAGAAUUAUAUUAAGGAUGGAAAUGAAAUGAUAUUUCAAGUGCUGCAUUGCAGGUUUAUUUUUUGAACUCUAAAAACCAUCCCUCCAGGUUUCUCCUUCAAUGAAAAUCUCCCUUGUGUUGAUUAAACUGACUAAUCCGAGUGAGUCACUGUUGUCCAGAUAGUUAGUAAACUAUGGUACCACUGCUGACCACGAUGAGUUAUUCAUGGUACAGCAAUGACUAGGUGUGAUGUGCAGUCCUGUUCUGAAAUGCCAUGCUCUAACAAUGACAAUUGGUAUGAGGUGAACAUGAUUUGUGGUGCCAUGUACCAAGUGUCAUCUGGCAAUGGUUAACCAUGGAAAAUCAGGGCUGACCAUGUUAGCACUUCAUGAAAAAAAAGCAUGUUGAAACCUAAUUUAAAAGUUGUAAGAAUAUAUUGCUUGUACUACAAUUUGGAAUACGCAGAAUGCCAGGAAUGUUGUAGUUGACAAAAUCUGUGUAUCUUCAAUUGAAGUAUUAAAAACAAGCAAAAAAUCUAAAGAUUAUCAACACAAAAAAAGUGGAAGCAAUGACAAUUUUAUAAUACAGCAUGCUAUUCUAGACUCAGAUACAGCACCGCCCCUGGUGUUAUGCAAUCCAAUAUUAAUGCAUUGUUUGUUUGCCUUGUUGUAAUAAGAUGGUUUGCCAUGUCUGACAUCUUGACUAGCUUGUCAAGGUUUUAUUAGAUUUCUUUUAGGGUUGCUACACAUGCUACCAUUAUGUUUCAUACUAAUGGAAGUGCUGACGCUGUCCACCACUGCUGUAAUAUAGGAAAGCUGCAUCUCCCUUUUAUUCACGAUGGUCAAGACAGCAAAUCUGACAAACUUUGAGAGAGUGCCGGUAAUAAAUUGUGGAUUGAAAAAUUAAGGCAGUAAUUAUUACUGAAUGGAGCGAUGCUGGUUGCACCAUAGUUGGCCAACACCCUAUUGACAGUGUUAUGGCAGGUACUUGUGUUGUUAAACCCCUGUAUUCUUUUUUUAAGGUCAAUGUUGGACUGAUAGGACACAAUAUUAUGAUUUGCAUUCCUUGGGCUGGCUAUGGAGUGUAAUAAGAGAUGUGCUUGCUUCUUGUCUCAAACAUUGGAGGAGAUAUCAUGGCAGGACAGGGUUCCAAUCAAGUUUUGAGGACCCUGGCAGGCUUUGGGUUGAGACAAUGAGCACAAAAAUCCCUGCCUUUAACCCCGGGCUCAGUCAGAAAGACAUUGAAGAGGAUGUAUUUAACUAUGUUCAGCAUCUUCCGGCAUCGACACUGUAUCAUAAUUUCCUGUACAUUCCUUUUUUGGAUGAUGUGUAAACCUGUAAAUGUGACGUGGAACUCCCCUAUAACUGUGUGUUAAAAACAAAUGUGGUUUUCUUUUUUUAAUUAUUUAAUUUAUAAAGUGCUGAUCAUCUCGUAUACUUCAGCAUUAAAUGUUUUGUUUUGUUUUUUAAAAGAAAAAAACUUCAAUUGUUUGCGAUAAGCUAUUUUUAACUGUGGUUGAAGCAAUAGAAAUUUUUAAUUAUGGAUUGUGCAUGGCUGUGUCUUGAGUGUAAACAAAAAAAUAGUUUGGAAAUUGGACCUAAAUAAAAACAUUCUAAACAGAAUGUUCUUUUUAUUGUAUUCUAUUGCACUUGUGCUGUUCCUCAAAUAUUAGCAUUCAUUUCUGGAAAAUCUCUAUGCAAAAUGAGGGAUAUCCAGGAAAAAAAAAAAAAAAAAAAACACAACCACAAUUUAGAAAUAUUGGAGGAUUAUAAAGUUAUUUUAUAACAGCAGUGUCUUUUUUUGUCUUUUAAGUUUAUCUUAGCCUGCUAAAUAAUGACCAAUAAAGUGCAGGAUUAACUGAAAGCAAAAACUUUGCAAACAGAGAUUGCUUGUGCCAGAUGAUAUUUUAUAAAAUGAAAAUACAUGUUUGCUAUAAAAUGUGUUUAUUUCAAAACUGCACAUUUGAGACCCGGGUGUUGCACAACAGAUCCAUGGGAUAUUGUUUGCUAGCUGCAAUCACUUUAAAAGUUAAAAAGCUAGUAUCUUCUGGUGACAUUGAGUUUGAAUUUGUUUUACUGUUCCUUAUCAUUUUGUGUUUGUGAUUCUCAAUGCAAUUACUAACUGCUUGAUAAGGUGUUGAUGGGCUUUGAGUUCAAGAGCUGCCCUUCAGUUUAGUUGCCUGCCACAGACAUAUGUAGCAUUGGCUAGAUACAGCUACACUGUCUUCAUAUUAGUGAGCACCAGCACCAUCUAGCGCACGGCAGUAUAUUGGCAGCAAAGCAAACUAGAUGGCACUGGCUCUUGCUUCUAUUAAAAGCCUUUGACAAGCUUGUGUUACAUAUAUCUAUGGCAGGCACCUAAACUGAAGAGCAGAUCCUAUACUUGUGUGGAAGAAGAAAACACAAGAAGCAUGAUUGUAAACACAAAAAGAUAAAGAGACAGUUAAAAAACAAAGACAGUGACAUGUGAAGCUACUGGCGCUUUAAAUAUGGAAAGUGUACAAAGCAGUAAGGCAGGAUAUGCAAAACUCUCUCAUCUCGAGGCAGAGAUAACACAAUGGCUAAUGCUUCAUUCAACACCAUGAGCAACCAUUUUGCAUCAUGUCAGCCAAGAGUAAUAAAUUCGCUCUCUGCAGAAUGAAACUCACCACUAGGAGUCCCUCAGGAUCUAUUUUUGUCUCCAAUUCAAUCAUUACAGGGAACAGUGGAGUUAUUACACACCCUACAUGUCCAUCACCACAAGGUGUAAUUGAUACACACUGUAUCGAGCAGGUUCGGAAGCAUUUAAACUAGAAAGGAAG
Messenger RNA from Polyodon spathula (Mississippi paddlefish), 5324 nucleotides. RefSeq names its product serine/threonine-protein kinase PAK 3. The record is from RefSeq and is a predicted model, not a curated record. Gene Ontology annotation, cellular component: cytoplasm. NCBI's taxonomy places the organism in Eukaryota, Metazoa, Chordata, Actinopteri, Acipenseriformes, Polyodontidae. Gene Ontology annotation, biological process: protein phosphorylation; regulation of axonogenesis; intracellular signal transduction. Gene Ontology annotation, molecular function: protein serine/threonine kinase activity; ATP binding. The coding region runs from base 194 to 1987 and encodes 597 amino acids. The transcript is spliced from 17 exons.